Molecule: messenger RNA, 2136 nt
Organism: Candidozyma auris
Lineage: Eukaryota; Fungi; Ascomycota; Pichiomycetes; Serinales; Metschnikowiaceae
Exons: 1
Coding region: 1-2136 (711 amino acids)
Biological process (GO): nucleoside diphosphate catabolic process
Cellular component (GO): membrane
Molecular function (GO): nucleoside diphosphate phosphatase activity
Source: RefSeq, a predicted model, not a curated record
AUGGAUCUAGACAAGCGGAAGAAAAAGAAGACACUCAAGCCAGGGCCUGUAUACUCGAAGGAUAAGAUCCCAUAUGACUACAUUGUUUUGAUAGACGCUGGGUCUAAAGGCUCUCGGGUUUACGUAUAUAAUUGGCUUAAUCCAAAGGCUGCUCUUGAUGCUGGAGUUGACAUGCGAAGUGCUCCUAAAGUGAAUCUUGUGCACGAGUCUAUAUUGUCGAAUAGCGCUGACGAGAUCAAUGAUGAGUCUCAUAAUGCAAAGGGUAACGCUAAGAAGGUAACAUUUCCCUCAAUAUAUCUGGAUAAGCACUGGCACAAGAAAAUCACUCCCGGCCUCUCAUCAUUUUACCAAAGCCCACAGAAGGUUGGUAAAAGGCACCUCCGCUACUUACUUUCUUACGCUAGUGCCAUUGUUCCCAAAUCCCAACAUCACAGAACCCCUAUUUAUUUGCAUGCCACAGCAGGAAUGAGACUUCUUCCGCCUAAGGAGCAGACACCAAUACUAGAGAACGUCUGUCAAUAUCUCAUGACAAACUCCGACUUCUUCAUUCCUCAGUGCAAGUCUCACGUGAAUAUUAUAGACGGCGAUGUGGAGGGUCUAUACGGAUGGCUCUCCAUUAACUAUUUGGUUGGCGCGUUUGAUUGGCCCGAAGAGCAUAACCAUGGAAAAGAGCAUAGCACGUAUGGAUUAUUAGAUAUGGGCGGGGCAUCAACACAGGUUGUCUUCCAGCCAAAUUCUACCGAAUCUAAGGAACAUGAGAAUAAUUUAUAUCGCUUGUCCCUUGGUAGACUUCCGCAACUCGCGAAGGAAGAAGAUAAUCAUGAGAAAGUCGUCGGUGACUUCUACCCGCCUGAGAUCAAGGAGUUUAAUGUCUUUUCAGACUCAUUCUUGGGGUUUGGUAUGUUCCAGGCUCAGAAUAGAUUCCGCUCCAUUUUGGUUGAGCAGUAUAAGAAAGACAAUGACAUACCUGAAGAGACAAAUUAUUUUGGCACGCCUCUCUCUGACCCUUGUUUGCCGAAGGGGUAUACGACAAAGGAAGUCAUCAAUCAUCAUAACGUUGACUUCACAGGUGGGUCGGAUUUUGAGACUUGUUUGACAUCCAUUUCACUCGUUUUGAAAGCAGCAACUCACAACACAGGCACUCCCGCCGAUUGUAGCGAGCUAAGUCACGCAGACAAGGUGUCUUCAUGCUUACUAAAUGAUUUAGUUCCAGCCUUCGACUUUGAUGUGAACCACUUUGUUGGAGUAAGUGGCUAUUGGGAUGCUAUUAAUGCACUAUCAUCCUAUGGUAACAUCCCGCGAAGCGAUUCUAAUUCUGACUAUGACUAUCUUAAGAUGUACGAGGCAACAUCGCAAUGGUGCUCUCGCUCUUUUAAAGAUAUGGUGGAAAGAAACAACCAAAGAGAGAAGAAUGAGAGAGUAAAGGAGGAGGAAUUGGCACUGCUAUGUUUCAAGUCCUCUUGGAUUCUCAAUUUUUUGCAUGUCGGAUUGGGAUUCCCUAGAAUUGGAAUUGAUGGACAAAAAGAUGAUAAAUUUAAGUCUCUUCGGUUGGUUGAGAAGGUCGGUGGACUGUCGUUUUCUUGGACACUAGGAAGGGCUGUUCUUUAUUCGAACGAUGAGUACGUUCAAGCAUUUAACAAUUAUACAAAGGAAAAGCGUGGUAACGAAAAUAAUCUCCUUAAAAGACCAGGUUACUACUUCACUCCGAGAGAACAUGCUUAUCAAUUUGGGGCUGAAGCUGCAUUCUCCUACCCAAGACCACAGUUUACACCGGAAGCGCCAGACGCAAAAUACCCUGUGUUUGAUUACGAAUAUGACUAUGCUGCGAAACCCCUGGAGCUGAAGUGGUACUUACAGACACAUCGGAACUAUGGCGGUUUGAUCUUCAUGCUCAUGGUGUUAGCGAUUGCCAUUCUAAUGCUUGGAAAGAAAGGACGCAAGGAUGUCGUUGACUACGGAAAAGAUCUCAUCAACCGGAUUUUGAUACUAAUUGGACUACUGCAAUAUGCGUACGCUAUUGUCCCAGAGUACGAUCCGUCAACCGACUCAUACGAGUUAGAGGAGGCACCUCUGAAUGACUUCCGAAACGAAGGCUCAAGUAGUUUCGCAGUGGGUUACGAAGAAGAGGAGGUGUGA